Molecule: messenger RNA, 1175 nt
Organism: Elaeis guineensis (African oil palm)
Lineage: Eukaryota; Viridiplantae; Streptophyta; Magnoliopsida; Arecales; Arecaceae
Product: xyloglucan endotransglucosylase/hydrolase protein 22
Biological process (GO): xyloglucan metabolic process; cell wall biogenesis
Cellular component (GO): cell wall; apoplast
Molecular function (GO): hydrolase activity, hydrolyzing O-glycosyl compounds; xyloglucan:xyloglucosyl transferase activity
Source: RefSeq, a predicted model, not a curated record
GGGGCCACUCAACUACGGCAGCUAAUUAAGGUUCCACUUCCUUCUCCAAACCACUCUUCAAAAGCCCGUAUCUUUCCCCCCUAUAUAUAGAGCCCCUCCUUCCACCCUCCUCUCCAAGGCACCACUCAUCUUCUCUUGCUAAAAGCCAUAGUCUUCCUCACUUCAGUCCCACAAUUUUGAGACAUGAGAAAACUAUCCCUUGUUCCACAAGCCUCCCUCCUCACCACCCUCAUCGUCGCCGCCUCGGCGAACUUCCUCGCCGACGUCGACCUCACAUGGGGUAGUGGAAGAGGAAAAAUAUUAGAAAACGGCAAUCUUCUUCAACUCUCCCUUGACAAGGCUUCUGGCUCUGGAUUCCAAUCCAAACAGGAGUAUUUGUUUGGAAGGAUUGACAUGAGGAUGAAGCUUGUCCCUGGAAACUCCGCCGGCACUGUCACCACCUUAUAUUUAUCUUCGCAAGGACCGACUCAUGAUGAGAUUGACUACGAGUUUCUGGGGAAUAUCAGUGGGCAGCCAUACACGCUUCACACCAAUAUAUACACACAGGGAAAGGGUAACAAGGAGCAGCAGUUCCGUCUGUGGUUUGAUCCCAGGCUGGAUUUCCACACCUACUCCAUCCUCUGGAAUCCGCAGCAGAUACUGUUCUACGUAGAUGGAACACCAGUCAGAGUGUUUAGGAACAUGGAGGGGAUGGGUCUACCCUACCCCAAGAACCAGGCGAUGCGGCUCUACUCCAGCCUCUGGAACGCCGACGACUGGGCCACCAUGGGUGGGCGCGUCAAGACGGACUGGAGCCAGGCCCCCUUCGUGGCCUCCUACCGUGGCUUCAGCGCCAACGCCUGCGUGUGGGCCGGGGGGAGGUCCUCCUGCCCGGCCGCCAAGGGAACCUGGUGGGCCCAGUCUCUGGACUCUCCUGGGGCCCAGAAGCUCAAGUGGGUCCGCCAGAACUACAUGAUCUACGACUACUGCACGGACUCCAAACGCUUCCCCCAAGGCUUCCCCCCUGAGUGCUCUCUGUCUACUUGAUUAGCAAAUAAUUAACUGAGGUUAAUAAUGACUGUAUUAUAUCAAGUUGUGAGAGGCAUCCUGUUGGGACGUUGUGUUGAAAGAUGUAACAUGAUAAAAAAUAAUGGCUAGUUCAUAAUAUGUGCACGUUUUUAAUUAUUUAAUUGUUA